UGGUCAAACCGCAGUGUGAAUUGUUUCGCCCGUUCUGGCUUUCCGUCAUGUGAGGAUCAAACAAGAUGCUUAACAUUCUAUCCACUGAAAUAGGAAUUAGAUCGGGGCGACAGAUAGGAAGGUUUAGCCACUGAACGCGAGAUUUUUCGGGUGACAGAAGAAAAAUUCGCUCGCGCCCAGGAAAUUUGACCGCUACUUCUUGUUCUCAAGUUUUAGUAAGGAUGGAUAAUUCGUCAAGAACUAACGGACCGCAAGUGUGUUCUACAGAAGUCGGAGAAAAUGAGAUUGACUACAGACAAAGAUGUAAAUAUCUGGAAAACCAACUGGAAAAAUUUCGCGAGCAGGCGACGAAAGUUCGCGAAGUCAUUGGGCAAAAGUUAAAAGGUAUGGAAGAACAGGCGGCAACUGCUUAUGCAAAAGCGUCGGAAUCUGCCCAAGAGGUCCAGCAUUUGGAGACAUUGGUUUCGGCAAAAGAAGAAACAGUUGCACAGCUACAAGCAGAACUGGAAAAUGAGAAACAAAAGCGGCUCAUCCGUGAAAGAGAAGUGGAAGAAAAAGCUGCUCGUAUAAAGAGCUGGAUGCAUAAGAAGAUUUCAGAGUAUGAGGAAAAAUUAGGAGAACUGAAUAAAGAGAAUGAACAUUUAAAGACAUCCCACAAGCAAGCCAUGGAUAUGGUCAAGGAAAUUGAGGAAAAGCUCAGAUUUUCCCAAGAUCAAGUGAUGAGAUUAUCCCACGAACUUGCAGACAUCCAGUCACAGUCUGGUGAUUAUUAUGAGCUAGAACCUGACGCCAAUCAAGAAGAAUCUGGUUUUCGAUCAUUUCUAACUGAGGAUACUGUUGGGAAUCAGUCGCCAGUAACUUCAAUAAGCUCACAAUGUACCACACCGACACCUAUGUCACCAGAUGAACUUGUAAAAACACCAACUAAUGAUGAUAAUGAUGAUACUAGCACUUUCAUAUCGGAUCAAUCUGCCGAAAUUAAAAUUAAGAGAACUUCAAGCGGAAAAUCUCCAUCGAAAAUUCCUCGAUUUAUUGGGACUUCAGAGGAUCAAAGAGCUGCUCAGAUAUCAUAUUAUAUGUCACUCAAAAGAGGAAUGAGGAGUCCAGGAGGUUCUCAAGCAAAAUUCUUUAUACAAAUACAAGACUCACAUAAUCCCUACAUGCAAUUAACUCCAUUAGAGAGAAUGUCACAGAGGAAACAAUUUGAUAGUCAGUCAACAAUAGAUUCAGAAAUAGACGACAGUGUCUUUGAAACUUAUCUACAACCUGUUGAACCUGGUAAUCAUGGAGAAGAAUUUCAUGCAAGGCUUGGUGAAUUAGUGACUCUACAAUUGGAGAGUGGAAGUUUAACUCCAAGUGUUGCACAAAAUGAACAAGAUUCUUUGUCAGGAAGUAGGUCAUCUGUUGGUUCCCUCACAGAGGAUGCCACCUCUACUGAUCCAAUUUAUCAAACUCUUGAACCAGAGCUAGACUCUGUGAGAACUGACACAGAUUCAGCUGUGACUAGAAAACCCUCAGUAAAUAAUGGUUUUCCUCUGUCUCCCCUUCCUCCACCUGUUCCUCCGCGCUUUGAAUUAGAAAGUGUUGUUCCUCCCCCUGUUCCACCUGUGCCAAGAACAAACAAAGAAGAGCAACUGCAAGAUGUGACUAGAUUGGAGGGAAAGUUUACCAGUUACUUAUCAGAAACAGACCUACAAAAUGGCAAUGCUCCUGAGGGUAAUAAAGUGGAUGUUCCUGCAGCUUUGUUGCAAUCAAACAGAACUGAUUCUUGGAUGUGGAAUGAUAACUCAGCUGGUUCAGAUACACCACCAUUUGGGACACUGGAGACGCGAAGUAAAAACCUCAACAUGUUAGCGGAACAAAGCUGUCCUGUGUAUACAACACUGAAAGGGAGAGCUUCUCAGAUCCGAAACACACCUUUUUCUGGAGAAUCAACAGACUCCUCUGACAAUGAAAGCUCUGCAGGAGACUACUGCACUCCACCAGAUGAAGUGGCAGCAACAGAAGAACACCACAACAUGAAACAGAACACAGAUGAGCUUCUUGAAGAAACUACACGUGUUUUGAAAACCUGUGCCACUUACACAACUGUCAGCUUGAAAAAGGAAAAUCAAGGAAAGGCAGGAUACCUUACUAAACUGGGAGGCCGUGUGAAGAACUGGAAGAAAAGAUGGUUUGUCCUUGAUGAUGGAAAUCUUUGCUACUACAAAACAGAGAAUGAUGUCAACAGGAAACCUUUGGGUAAAAUUCCAUUGGAUGGAAGCUGCAGAAUUGCACGGACUGAUGGUGCCCUGACAAUUGAAGUUGCCACACCUAAAAGGACUUUUUACUUGACUGGAGAGACAACAGAGGUUGUGGACAGCUGGCUCAGAGUUCUUCAUAAUGUUAUGAGGAAGUUUUCAAGUACUCCAUUGUUUGCCCAAGUGAAGGAAAAAGAAAUAAUGAAAGGAUGGAUCACAAAGGUGAAGCAUGGCUCUUCGAAAAAGUGUUGGAGUGUUCUUCGUGGUCAAUAUCUUUGUUACUAUAAGAGUGAAGAUGACGCUGUGCCUUUUAGCAUGACCCACAUGAUUGACGUGGUGGUUGAAGAGUUGGAAUCACCCGACUCAGAGAACGGGAGCGUAAGCGAUGCAGUACCGUAUCGUCACUUCACAUUGGUGAUGAAGUCUCUUAAACAACCUUCCACCACAUUCCUGUUGAUUGAUUCGAUUGAAGAAAAGGAUUCAUGGCUGUUCCAUCUAAAAGUGGCAUCUGGUAGUGGUAUUGAUGACAUGGGAACGGAAUUUGAAAAAAGCAUAUACCAGCUCAUUGUUGAGGAUUGUGAUCCAGAAAGUGAGAUAUGGAACAGCUAUGUGUUGACGCACAGUAAAGAGCCAAUCAUUGAACCACUCACAACUCUGCCAUCCAAGGAGUUAGGAGCUGAAGCUUUGAAACUCUUUAAGUCUAUCCACUUGUUCACUACGGUACAGACACAGGAAGCAGCCAUUGACUAUCACGUGUCACUAGCCCAGAAUGCCUUGCAGACUUGUCUUGAUAACCCAGAACUUCAGAACGAGAUUUAUUGUCAGCUGAUCAAACAAACAUCGAAACACGUGCACAGAGGACCUGAAGAUCUUGGGCACUUCUUGGAACAUUGUGGCAAGUCUUCAUGGCUCAGGGAGGAGUCAUUUGACAUCGCCUCACAAGCAACCAUCGACUUGCGUCCAGUGCAAGAGUUCGUUUACAUCCAAGCGUGGCAACUCUUAUCGCUAUGUACAGCUCUUUUUGUCCCUAAACAGAAGUUCCUUCUCUUCCUCAAGGGACAUUUGAAUCGGACGUCCACUUUUAAAACAAAACUUGGAAAAUACGCAACUUACUGUAUCCGGAGCUUAGAGAGAAGUUUGCGAAACGGGAAACGAGAAGCCAGACCGUCGAGACUGGAGGUUCUCUCAAUCUUGCUGCGGAAACCUUAUGAUCACUCAUGUCUGAUGAGCAUUCCAGUGCACUUUAUCGAUGGAUCUAGUCAAGUAUUUGGUUUUGAUGGUUCCACUACCAUUCAAGAGUUUUCGGAGACAAUUAACAGAAUGGUCGGUAUUCGCUCGUCCUCGGAAAGUGGAUAUGCACUCUUCACGGAUAAUCCUUUUAACUUAGUAGAGCAUUGUUUACAAGCCAAAGUCAAGCUUUGUGACGUGAUUUCGAAAUGGGAACAAGCGUUACGAAGUCAAAGCCAAGGGAAACUGGACACUAAUAGGAUGAUCAAACUCACCUACAAGAACAGGUUACAUUUCAAGAGCCUCAGCAGCGGAGAAACAGACAAAGAAAAGUACUUCCUUGUACUCCAGACAAAUGAUAGUAUUGUUAAGGGCCGAUUUCCUGUCAGCAAGGAGAUGGCUUUGGAAUUUGCAGCGCUUAUGGCCCAGAUCUCUUAUGGUGACUAUAGAGCACAGAGCAAUUCACUGCCGAGCAAGAGAAUCGAGAUUGUUAUCACCAAGUUUUGUGUUAAAACGCUGCGGGAAGACACAGGAAAAAGGGCACUCACACUGCGCAUGGCCGAAAAAUGGUCGACGCUGCACGGUUGGAGCGUGAAAGAGUGCGUGGACAAAUAUCUCGAGAAUGCAAGGCGAUGGCCGUUUUUCGGAUGCAGGCUCUUCCAAGCACAGCAAAAAAAUACGGUUUCCGCUGCAAAAAAACGCGCUGCGCCUGUAGACAAUACCCAGCCAGUGUGGCUGGCAGUGGAAGAGGACAGUAUUAAUCUUCUGGAAGGAAACAGCUUGCGCUUGAUGUGCCGCUAUAGAUACAAGCACGUAGUAACAUUUGGUGGGUGGAAAGAGGACUUCAUGUUAGUUGUGAACCAGUCUAUCAUGCGUGGCGGAAACACAGUUGAGCAGGGUACCCAGAGGUUGCUGUUUGUCAUGCCUAGAGCAAAGAUUUUGGAAAUCACCUUGCUUAUGGCGAGUUACAUCAAUGCCAUAGUCAGACAAAAAGGUAUCACAUGUGAUGCCCCAAGUAGAGCAUCUGCCACUGGACAGGCAGUGGACGUCAAAGUCUGGGACCUAGAGAGUGCCGAGUGGCCAAUGGUUCCAGGCUCCACCGUUGGACUAUUAUGAUGUCACUAUCCAUAACACUCGUGUAGUUUUUGUUUAGUAAGUGUAUAUAUCAGAUGUUGGCUUGUAAAUACUCUUUAAUUUUGAUUGCGUAUAUGUGCCGAAAACAGAAAAGUUGACUAAAAUAGUACUUUAAAAUAAUAACAAUAAUAGUAAUAAUAAUAAUAAUGGUUUAUUAGCAUAUCCAUCGGAGGGGUGGCUCUUCCAUGCUAUAAACUAACUACAAACUCACUAAAAACUCGCUACAAAAUUCAAUCUCCUUCGUAAACUAAAAAGAGUAAGAGGUGAAACUUACCUUGUAAAUCGUCGAUUCGUGUUAAUAACCCCCUGUGGCUUUUGUGACUAGUGGUGUUGAACAGAUUCACUAGGGCGGAUUGUUCGUCAAUGUAACAGUGUUCACUCCAUAAUAAAAGUUUUUACUUUUCUUCCGUCGUUGAUGCGUCGGUUUAGUUAGUUAUACAUUUCGUAGAUAAAUUAAAAAGGAAAAAAGAUGAAGUUUACUUGUCCUGUACGGACCGUAGGAAUGUUUAUAAUUGUUGGAGCCAAGCUCAGUGUAUAUAUUCGUCAAACGUGUUGAUGUUAACAGUUAUUCCAUGAGCAGGCGGUGGAUAUGAGAUGGUGGAUGUUAAAAUGUGUGCCUUGUUGGCCCCAACUGUCUUUUAUUCAACGACUGGAAAUGAAAUAACUGAAAUAACUAAAAAAGGCAAAAGAAGUAUCUCAAAAUCUUGUAUCUCGAAAGGGGCCCAUGGUAUAUUAGCUCAGAUACCAUGCUAUGUUAACCAAUUAAAACUCAGGAAUUGAAAUAUUCCAUGGCUGUAACUCAUUUGAAUUGUUGUCAUCAAAUGGCAAGGCCAAGUAACAGAAUAUGCUUAUUUCUUUGAAGUUUUGUUUUUAGGUGUUUGUUUUCGUUCAUUUAAAAGGAAGCUACCAACAAACUGAUGUACAAUUCUUUGCUUAAUUGUUUGUAGAGCUACACAACUUUUCUGAAAGAAUAAAAUAUGGUAAAGAAGCGCGCUGUUUUCAUUGGAAAUUACUUGUAACGUCUGGCUUAAUCGAGAGAAAGAAUAUAUAAUAUGAGUGUCGUUAGUUGAUAUUAGUUUUACAAUUUCCAUUUGAGAAAAAGAGCUAAUAAAAGCCUAUUAUAUAUGGUCGGCGAAGAAUGUGAAAAAAAUGGUGAUAAGAGAAAAAUAAGGCUAUCUAACCAUGACAUCUGGUGUGAGAGGACAUUAGUCCAUGCAGAUAUAUCAAAGAAUUACAUAAAAAAUGGGAAUAUGCAACAACAGUGCAAUAAAAGAUGAUUCUUGCUCAA
Pocillopora verrucosa is the source of this 5889-nucleotide messenger RNA. RefSeq names its product pleckstrin homology domain-containing family H member 2. Gene Ontology annotation, cellular component: cytoskeleton. NCBI's taxonomy places the organism in Eukaryota, Metazoa, Cnidaria, Anthozoa, Scleractinia, Pocilloporidae. The record is from RefSeq and is a predicted model, not a curated record.